Molecule: messenger RNA, 2600 nt
Organism: Stylophora pistillata
Lineage: Eukaryota; Metazoa; Cnidaria; Anthozoa; Scleractinia; Pocilloporidae
Product: cell division cycle 7-related protein kinase
Biological process (GO): mitotic DNA damage checkpoint signaling; protein phosphorylation
Cellular component (GO): nucleus
Molecular function (GO): protein serine/threonine kinase activity; ATP binding
Source: RefSeq, a predicted model, not a curated record
UUGAGAGUCGUUUUGUAAUAUUCUAAGUGUACGUUUUAUUCAAGAAUGUACUGUUUUUUAUCACCGAAUACCUUAUAUUAGUAGAACAACCGAUUGAACUAUUACUUUUAAAUAAGGAAUUAUUUUUUUAGUGAUUACGAUGGCGUUGGAAGAAUGCAGAACUGAGGCAAGCAUUGGAAUAGAAUUUUCGGAAAGCGACCACGAUUCGACUGUUGGCGAAAACACGAAUUCAACAUCAGUAAAGACUGCUGCUCAUGCUGAUAGUUGUUCGCCUUCUGAGAAGGGUAAAAGGAAACGUAUUUCACCGCAUUCGACACCAAAAGUAGGAGAAGGGUUUGGAGAUAGCAAAGCUGGAGAACUUUUAAAAAAGAUCCCAGACCUUACAGAUAUGUUCACCUUACUUUCAAAAGUGGGAGAAGGUACCUUUAGUAAUGUUUAUUUGGCAAAAAUGAACAGAAUACCGGAUGAAUUCUGUGCGCUGAAACACAUCAUACCUACAAGUGGCCCGGGGAGAAUUGAAAAUGAAUUGAAAUGCCUUCAGGACAUUGGAGGUACUGACAAUGUGAUUGGUGUUCAAUCAACUUUACGACGUGAUGACAAUAUAGUAUUUGUUUUACCGUACUUUCCACAUCAGAAUUUUCAGGAGUACUUUCUUGAGAUGAGUGUUUGUGAAAUCAAGGAAUACAUGAAAAACUUGUUUAUUGCUUUGCAAAGAGUUCAUUCUUUCCAAGUCAUUCAUAGAGAUGUGAAACCGAGCAACUUUCUUUAUUGUAGAGAUACAACAAGGUACCGACUUGUAGAUUUUGGCCUGGCUAUGAAGGUACCUGGCAGUUGUGAUUCUCUUCUGGACUCUCCUAAAGAACAAAUGAAGAAACCCAAACGAGGUAGCCAUCACUCUCCCAAGAGCACAGCUCAGCCCAGACGCCGUAGCUCACGUUUGUCCCCUCAGACUGAACACAAAGAGCAGCCAGCGAGUAAAGUUACAGGAGAAUGUGUUUUAAAGCCACGUUGUGUAAACUCAACCAGUUGGCAGUUUACCCAUCAGACCAGAGACUUUAAAGUUCCCGCUAAAAGUGCAACAACAAAUUUAAGAAGAACUUCUAAUGAGAAUUCAAAAUCUAAGAAGGCUUCAUUCAAGCCACUACAAGUGCUGUGUCCCUUACGACAUGGUCCCAAAGAGGUCUGCACCAUUUGUAUGGCAAGGGGUCAUCAAAACACUCCACGUGCCGGCACACCAGGAUUUCGCUCUCCCGAAGUGUUACUCAAAUACCCUCACCAAUCCACAGCCGUGGACAUUUGGUCAGCGGGGGUCAUAUUUCUUUCUAUACUUAGCGGUAGAUACCCAUUUUUUAGAGCGUACGACGAUAUGACUAGCUUGGCACAAAUUAUGACUUUGUGUGGAACCGAUGCCGCUACAAAAGCAGCUUUCAAAUUAGGCAAGGAUCUUCAUUGUAGCGCUGAUAGUCCAGGUGGCAACCUUAAAAUACUUUGCACAGAACUGCGCAGUCGCGCUAGCAAAGAACCAACCGUGAAGUGCUGCGUGAAACAGUGUAAUCGUGCAGACACAGACCAAUCAACUCCUGCAAAGCGCCGUAAAAGAAGAUCGGCUUCUCCGUCAAGCCCUCAAACACAAACACCUGUGGCUUCAAAUCUGUGGCAUCGACGUUGCAAGAUAUGUCAAAAACAAAGUCCGUAUUGCUGUAUAUUGAUUGAAAAUGAGAAAGAACUCACUGUUAAAACUUGUGAGCAAUCGGACGUUUUUCGAUCCAUACAUGUGGACGGCAGUGAAUGUGACUGUACCUGUUGUAAUUGUUGUUGGGCGAUUGAGGACGCUGCAUAUGAGCUUUUGGAAAGAUGCCUUGAUCUUAACCCGCAUACUCGUAUCACGGCGGCGGAAGCUUUGGAGCAUCCCUUUUUGAAGGAUUGAUCAUAUUUUUUACUCAUCCAAAGAAAAGUUACCAAAGCUUGCUAAAGCGGUAAUGCCCCAGCACGUUCUAUUCAUGUACCUACACACACGUGCUUCCAAAUGUCAACUUGAUCACCGCAAGGUUGUAUGAAGUCAUCUCAUGCGCUGUACAUUAAUAACACCCAUGCACUGUACGUAAUUGAAAAUGUCGGCGGAAGCUAUCUGUAGUGACUCUGACUUAAGAGACACCCUGUGUCAAGUAGUCGUGUGCAACUGCAAGAGCAAAAAUGCUUUUAUGUUUCUACUAUUAUGUGCACAGUCUUACAACUGCGGGUCAUGAAAUAUCAAGGAAAAUUUAGAAUCGAAAGUAAAUAUGAAUUUUAAACUAAAGUGAGAGAUUAUAUUUAUACAGAUGUUUUUUUACAGUAUCCAUUUUAACAAUAACCCACUACGAAGACUUGACAAGAACUUUAAUGCAAUUGUGUACAUUCGUAUUUUACAUCCACUUUUCGAGAUUUCUUACGUAAAAGAAAGAGAUGGUACCAUUAAACUUUACUGGUUAUGGUAAGCGAGGAAUUAAUGGAUUGUGAAAUAAAAGGUAUGCAUAUGAUUCAACAAGGACCACUUUAGUCCGAAGGAUCCAUUCUAGUGUAAAGACAAUGUGUAUAACUUUGAAAUAAACCACUCUUCAGCA